Spizellomyces punctatus DAOM BR117 is the source of this 1884-nucleotide messenger RNA. RefSeq lists its product as uncharacterized. The coding region runs from base 20 to 1813 and encodes 597 amino acids. The transcript has 2 exons. Gene Ontology annotation, molecular function: oxidoreductase activity, acting on paired donors, with incorporation or reduction of molecular oxygen; iron ion binding; L-ascorbic acid binding. Lineage: Eukaryota; Fungi; Chytridiomycota; Chytridiomycetes; Spizellomycetales; Spizellomycetaceae. The record is from RefSeq and is a predicted model, not a curated record.
CUUUGCUUGUUGUUGGACGAUGGAAGGCAAGAUCUCGUCGUUGCCAAAUGAAUUGCAGUACAGGAUCCUUUCCUUCCUCUCCCUCUCUAGCCAAGAGCAGCCGAAAGCGUGUCCUUUUGUUGUGCCAUCUUCAGGCUCCAUAAAGAUCCCUGAUCUACCUGUACACGUCAACGUCCAAGAUGCCCUCAAGAGCCUAGCCAAACAUGGUUUCUACCUUGUCGAUAAUGUGUUUGAGCCAGCCCUAGCAGAGAAUGUCCUUCAGAGUCUCGUGAAGCUUGAAGCCAAGGGAGAGUUGCGAGAAGCCGGCAUGGGCACGGGUAUAACACGACACCACGACGCUUCUAAUCGCGGAGACAAGACUCGAUAUUUUUUGAAUAGCGAGCUUACUGGCGGUGUGGACAGUACUACGGUGCUCCCGGCACUUCAAACCCUCAAAGCCCAUCUUGACUCGCUGACUGCACACAUCAAUUCCCGCCUAUUCCCCGCCCCAUCCGACAACCAUCAACUAUGUCCAAAAGGGCUCCAGGUGGCGUAUUAUACAUCAAAUGGGGCACGCUACGUCAAGCACCGCGAUGCAUCUCCGUUGAAUCCGUACCGCAGAUUGACGAUCUUGACAUACUGGAACAAAGAUUGGACGUCGGACCAUGGCGGGUGUUUACGCAUCUACCUAUCUGAUGGAACGACAGUAGAUGUAGAGCCACGAUGGAAUCGUAUGCUUAUUUUCAGAAGCGAAUUGGAACAUGAGGUUUUGCCGUCCUUUGGGGACCGGUUUGCCAUUACCAUGUGGCUGUAUUCUGAGAAAGAUAUUACGGCGUUGCUCUCGAAACUUUUUUUCAAUGGGCCUCCAUCACCCCUAUUACUAGCAGAUCCCAGCAAAGACUCUACCAUCUUUAUAUCCAUUCCCUCUUACCGUGAUUCCGAGACACACUCUACCGUCACCUCUCUCCUCCAAACUGCGGCCUACCCACACCGCCUCCAUAUCACCAUCCUGUACCAAGAUCACCCAAUCCAAGACAAAAACCUCCACCCUCCCCUCCCCUCCCAUCCUACCAUCAUCACCCUUUGCAUUCCAAGCAAGCAAGCCAAAGGACCGGCCUACGCCCGCGCACUCAUUGCCAAAACAUUUGAAAACCAAGACUACAUACUCCAAAUCGAUAGUCACAUGCGGUUUGGCGAGGGAUGGGACACGUACUUGAUUCAAUUACUUGAAGGUGUACGUAAGGGGCAAGGUCAACAUCUUAUUACAAUGUACCCACCCAACUAUGAUCCCCUUACGGGAGCAAAGGAUCCAGAACCAUUUGGACCUGUUAUGAUGUACCCAACGGGAUUUGACCAGGAUGGCAUGUUGAGAAUCAGUGGAAGGAUGGUACCGCCUACAAAUGAAUUAGUUCCACAACGACUUGUUGCGUCGGGAUUCUUGUUUGCGCCUGGGACACUUUACGUAUCCUGUCCGCCGGAUCCAAACUAUCCGUAUCUGUUCUUUGGCGAGGAAAUUGUUCUCAGUGCCCGGUUAUGGACUCGUGGAUGGGAUUUUUGGACGCCUGGGGAUGGAAAGAGGGGUAUCGUGUGGCAUGCGUGGAAGAGAGGUUAUCGGAAGACGUUUUGGGAGAAUGGGAAUGUAAGGGGUCGAGAGGAGGCUCAAAAGAGGGUACGAGUGCUCUUGGGAAUGGAGGAGGCGGACAUGGAGUUUGAUCAGGAGAUGGGAUUAGGUCGUGUUAGAGGGUUGAAGGAGUUUGAGGCGUUUGUGGGAGUUUGCUUCAAGGAGCGGACCGUUGAGCCCUUUAGCUUUUCCAACUGUCUAAUUGCUGAAUAACCUGUGACAGAACUCGGCCUUCUACUCUACAAGGUUUCGCCAUCACAAUAAACAUAAAAAACCACGCGGAU